AUGGACCACAGAGUCCUGUCAUUCACUUUGCCAAACAUCGUCAGUCUGGGAAGAGGCAAAAACAGUCCCUGCCCCCGCAAACUUACCAGAGCUGUGGCAACUCAAGACCACCUUGAUCUGGUAAAUGGCAAAGCAACACUUAAACUGACUUCUCCCAAGCACAAGGGGCGCUUUACCAGGCGAUGGCUUCCGUCUAGCUUUGUCGGUACACGUCAUCCAACAGCAGUUCAUAGUGUCUGGGCAUGCGCAUUAAGUUCUUUUCCUCAUCUACGGUUGGAAGACAAGCGAACGGUAAGGAAGAUGCUGCACCUUAUUGUGGUCCUGGCCCUGGUCAGUCUGGUCUCAAGUGAAGAGGGGGCCCGUUUGCUUGCCUCUAAAUCCCUGCUGAACCGAUAUGCUGUGGAGGGCCGUGAUCUCACCCUACAGUACAACAUCUACAAUGUUGGCUCCAGUGUUGCUCUGGAGGUGGAGCUUUCAGAUGAUUCUUUUCCCCCUGAAGACUUUGGAAUUGUUUCAGGAAUGUUGAAUGUCAAAUGGGACAGGAUUGCACCAGCCAGCAAUGUCUCUCACACAGUGGUGUUGCGCCCGCUGAAGGCUGGUUACUUUAAUUUCACCUCUGCGUCUGUCAGCUACCUGGCCCAGGAGGGAGGACAAGUCGUGGUUGGCUUCACCAGUGCCCCAGGCCAGGGAGGCAUCCUGGCUCAGAGGGAGUUUGACCGCCGCUUCUCUCCUCAUUAUCUGGACUGGGCUGCAUUUGGUGUAAUGACUCUGCCCUCCAUCGGCAUUCCUCUGCUCCUAUGGUACUCCAGCAAAAGAAAGUACGACUCACCAAAGGCCAAGAAGAACUGAAAAGGCAGUGCUGGGGACGGGGUGGAAAUGGAAGUCAAAGGGUUUAUGGGGCACAGAAUCUCAGAAUAACUUGACCCAUAUUGGGGGUGAAAGUUGAAAGACAAGUACAGUGACCAUGAAACAUGACUGUGAUUUAAUUAAAGAAACAGUGUGAGAAUGAACUUUGGAUCUGGUGAAAUGUUUCAGUUACCAUACGAUGGACAUAAACAUUCAGUACUCAUCUACAGCUAAUGGCAUGAGCUCAAUCAACUGCUUGUAAUUCAUUUAAAGUGCAUUGGAUUCACAUGACAGCACAGUUACACUAACAGUUUCUCCUGUAAUAUUUUUUUUUGUUACAGUUUUGUAAUUGUGUAUGUAAGGAACUCAAUUCAGAUUUCGGAUUCAUAGCCAAUUCUUGAACCGUAAAUAAUGAAUAAAAACAAACUGUUUUUUUUUUUAAA
Messenger RNA from Pleuronectes platessa (European plaice), 1289 nucleotides. It is a transcript of the gene ssr2, whose product is annotated as signal sequence receptor, beta. The record is from RefSeq and is a predicted model, not a curated record. Gene Ontology annotation, cellular component: endoplasmic reticulum. NCBI's taxonomy places the organism in Eukaryota, Metazoa, Chordata, Actinopteri, Pleuronectiformes, Pleuronectidae. The coding region runs from base 1 to 849 and encodes 282 amino acids. The transcript is spliced from 7 exons.